Periophthalmus magnuspinnatus is the source of this 7907-nucleotide messenger RNA. RefSeq lists its product as uncharacterized. Gene Ontology annotation, cellular component: chromatin; nucleus. The transcript has 10 exons. Gene Ontology annotation, biological process: mitotic sister chromatid cohesion. The record is from RefSeq and is a predicted model, not a curated record. NCBI's taxonomy places the organism in Eukaryota, Metazoa, Chordata, Actinopteri, Gobiiformes, Gobiidae. Bases 79 to 7101 code for a protein of 2340 amino acids. Gene Ontology annotation, molecular function: protein-lysine-acetyltransferase activity.
CUUUUCCUCCGGAAGUACAGUUAAUUUUUUAUUCACAAGAAAAAAAACAGCUGGCGUUGAAAAGGAAAACAUCAAAAAAUGCCUGCGUCAAAGAGGGAAUUAUCACCACCAGAGUCUGAGUCCAAAAUUAGGAAGUUGGAUGAAGAUGCAUCUAAAGUGGCAACUAUCCUGGGAACUGACAACUCACCAGAAAGAACAGCAGCCCCACGUACCAAGAAAAAACUGUCUCCUUCACCUGGGGGAAAUAAUUCAAGGCCUAGUUCUCCUUUGUCAGACUCCAGUGAAUCAGUGUCUGAUCCACCUUUCAAAAAAGCCAAGCUUCUUUCCACAAGUGCCUUUUCUACAGUGUCCUCAAAGGAAUCCAAGUCCAACAUCUCCCUGAUGCAGACAGCAUUGACAGAGUCUGAAGAGGCAAGUAUUGGCAGUAGUAACACAGAUUUCGUCAGGGUGAGGGAUGGCAGUGACAAAGCCAUCUGCAUCCUACAAUAUUCUAACAAAGCUAUGGCUGAAGAAACAUUGGCUGUACCAAAUGAAGAAUUGCCCUGUUCUCCUUCAGGUCCUGUACAAAUAGACCACAGUUAUGGGAGAAUAUCAGAAAUUACUGAGACAGAUCAGGAAGGUUACGUUUUAGAAGAAUAUACAAGUUCAGUUCCAGAGUCACAAAAAAUAACAGACACAGAAUCAAUAGAAACAAGCGUAGGUAAUGUCACUAAAUGUGAAGCUGAACCUAGCAACUGUUCAAGGGUGCAUGCACUAGAAAGUCAAAAAACAGACGAUAUUAUAAUUGAUUUAUCCUCAGAUUCACUGGACAAUGGGACAUGUAUUGUGGCAUCCGAUUGCAAAGAGAAAGACGAGACCCGUUCAGACCUUCAAAGUGAAAAAGAAUUUGAAAAUAAAACACCAUUUCCUGAAAAGGCACUAUGUCCGGUUGAAAUUGUUUAUCCAAAUGACAUGGAAAAAACAGAUACUCUAACAGCUGUGCAGAACGAGGGUUUAACUGAAGUCCCUACUGUGCCAGUUACAGAAGAGUUUGAACAGGAUGUCAAAUGGCAUGCAAAAGAAAAAGAGCAUGAAACACAGGUUGAAGAGACAUCUACAGAUUUUACAACAAUUCAUCCAUCAUUCAAUAAAAAACAUUUCGAACCAGAACAGUCUCUAGCUGUAAGCAGUAUUCCAGAGGGGCACACUGAUAACAGUUCAACAACUGUGCAAAGUGUUAGUAAUUUAGAGCAAACGGACAGCACUGUUGAAUUCACCUUUGAGGAAUCUCUUAAAUUGAAAGACCAAGUGUUAAAUGACUUUACUAACACCUCUGACAGCAGUAAUGAAAUUACAGAUUACUUGCAUAAAAAUGAAGCAGAAGAAAAGGUGGAAAUAGUAUCAUCUAGAAAUGAGUGUGGCUUACAGAAUAUUAUGUCAAAUGAAAAAUCAACUAGCAAGGACCUAGAAGACCAGGAUAAUGACAGAGUUAAUGACUCCAUUCCAAGAGUUAUGGAGGACUCUCUUAUGGAAAAAGAAAAGCCUUGUAUUGAGGAUGCCACUAUGCUGAACGGACAGAUCAGUGUUGAAAUCCCCACAGCGUUUUCAGCGAUAAACUCUGCAGCCGUGGACAUACAAAACUGUGAAAGGCAAGCAGAUCAGCACACUGAAGGUUCCUGUCCUUCACACACUGUUGAAUCUGACUGUAUUCAUGAUGCUAUUGAACCUGCUUCAGAUAUGUCCCAAAAUGCAGGUGAAUAUACAAUGUCACAAAAUGAUGAGAUGACUGCCCACUCUCCUGGAACACAGAGUCUCUGUUUAGUGCCGACAGUAGAUGUACAGAGUGAGGUCCAGCUAAAUACUUCUGAUCAGUAUUAUCAUGAACCUGAGGUAGAAACAUUUGAACUACACAAAGAGAUGGUGUCACGUCAAACCAAAACCAUUGAUUAUCCUGAAUCAUCUGAAGUUAUACCCCAGGAAGUUGUUCUAGCUGUAAACACAGAGAAUUCAGUGGAAAGUGAGCAUAGCACAUAUUUGUCAAGCCAAACUGAGAAUGAAACUUUCACCGUAAAAAAGAAUACAUUUGCUGCUGUUGUUCCUUUAAGUCCCACAGCUGUUGAGACAAUAUUCCCUCCUGAAGUGACUGCUUCGCCACUCAAAAUGUGUUCACAGUACCGCGAGGUCAGUGAGACAUCUGUACUGACUCUAGUUGAUCAAGUUGAAUGUUCCACUGUUAUGGAAAACAAUAACACAGAUACACAACCAAAUUUAUUACCACAGAUAAAUUCUGCAUUAGCAACAGAUGAGGUUAUACCACCUUUAGUGGAAAUAUGUCCCGAUGUGAGUGAAGCCUCCAGUGAAAAACAAAUUAAAAAUAUUGAAAGUGGAGAAAUUGUGGACUCAGAGAAUCAGAUAAAUACACCAUCUGAAGAAAUAAGUUCUACGGUUGUACCAUACCACAGUGCAAAUUCCUUGUCAAGGCAAGCAGAGGACAUUCAAGAAAGUUUCAUCAGUAAUGCUUUUACUGACCAUUCUGAAGAGGUUGUUACUGAAUAUUACAACACAACAACCAAUUUGCAAGCCAUAGCACCAUCAGAGGAGAUUUCUGUACCUACAUCCACAGUUGAACUUGACACUAAUAAUGGUCAAGGGAUAACCUCUGACUCUGAGAUCAGAGAUGCAAAUAAUGUUAACAUCGAAGAAGUUAACACAAACUGUGCAGAUACCAUUGCUAUGGAAGUUCAACUUUCAGAGCAAAACACUGCAGAAGAAGAUGAAGUUAUCAUUGAAAAUGUGGAUAAACAAAUGAUGACACUAACAGAAGAGAUUAAAGUAGCACCUUCAGUUUUGGCAGCAGAAGAAGAUGAGCAUUCAGUGGUCUUUUUACAUGAGGUUCAGGGAGGUCUGUCUCAUUCUGAGAUUAUUGAAGAUGAGCAAAUGCAAGCUGAGUCAGUUGUGAAUACUAUGGAAGAUAAUACUGUAAUUAGUGAAUCGCAAGAAACUGAAGGUACAGCAGACAUAAUUGAAAUAAAUGAGAAGGAAAUUGAUGCUAAUGAUUUGACAACACAAUUACUCCUUAAUACAGGAGAACAAGUUCAAGAAUCUCAAGGCAAUGAGGAGACUAAUAUUGUUGAUCAUAACCAAGAGGAUGUUCACAGCAUAGAAGAACCAAAUAAGAUGACGAUUGAGUCUGACCUUAAGAAAAAUGAAAACCAGAUAGUGUAUGAGCCUAUUAGCAGUCCAGAAAGUACCACCGAUGGAGACGUUCCUAUACUACCAGAAAACAAUGAUAUAGUUAGGCUGAUGCAUGCAGACAUUACGGAUACCUCACAGAUCAUAUAUAGUGUGUCAGCAUUAACUACUGACAAAGAAAUGGUUGUUUCAGAUGGCUAUACAGUUGCUGAAAUCCCAAGUGUACCUCCAGAAAGUUCAAUAAUUUCCCCUGUUGAAGACUUUAAAGUAAAUGGCAAAAAUUUUCAAAAUGACAAAUCCACCGGGAGCGAAAAUAUUUUGGACAACCAAACAGAAUUGCCGAGUUUACAGACAGAUGUGUUAUCUCAAGUAUCACAGAAUGAGGAAAUUAGCAAAAUGGAUAGCCAGCAACUUAAAAAUGAAGAAUAUUCAGAUCAACAGGUAAUAUCUGAGACUCACACAGCAGCUGAAAUUCAGAGUGUUGAACAGAGCAUGGCCAUUGAACAAUUAGAGCAAAGCAAUGGUGCACAGGAUGUAAGUGUUUCAGUGACCAGUGCAAUUGAAGAUGCACCAGAUGGCCAAUUGGAGAACACAGAAGUGCGGAGUGAAGAGAGUGUCUCAGAUUUAGUCACUGUCUCAGUGCUUACUGAACAAGUGCAGGAGGUCACUGGGCCUGAAGCUGUCACAGGCACAGAAGCAGCUACAGUUACAUUUACUACAGAAAUCCAAGAAAAUCAGGAAACUGACACCACAUGUGAAGAGUAUGUUAUAUUAGAGCCUGUACCAGACAAUGCAAUUCACUACGACAUUAUUACUCAAGCUGUGGCUGAAUCGGGGCUAUCAGAAGAGAUUAGCUCAAACACUGAAAACAUUAUAGAUGAGGUACAGCAAACAAGUGGUAUUCAUGGGGAAAGCACACUAGAGACAAUGGUUGUUGAGACAAAUUUGGAAAACACUGAACAGGUUGAGCAAAUUGGUAUCUCCCCUCAACCCACUGACAUGAUGGAAGUAACACCAUCCAACUUUGAGCCAGAUGUCACACAACCAGUGGAUGUUAAUAUGAUGCCACCAGAGUGCCAGAUUUUGGAGGAUAUUGAGAUUGGACGUGAAAUAGUUGUGGCAGAAGAGGAACAAGAAGAGGACAGUGACAUUUCUAUAAUUGAGAAACCUCAAGAAUAUACCACAGAAGAACAACUUAAAAAGACUGAUGAAAAUGAUGAGAUAAGCAAAGAAACUGGUGAGGAGAAAAGCAAAGAAAUUGGUGAUGAGAAAAGCAAAGAAACUGGCAGUGAGACAAACAAACAAACAAUCUCUUUGGAAACUACAACAAAGGAUAGCACCACUGCUGAGAAAAAAGAGCCCGAAAAACCUAAGAAGCAAGAAAUGAACACACAGGCCAGGACCAAAGCUCGUCUUGCAGCUCUCGCAGAGCAAAAGGCUGCUGCUUCUAAGAGACAAGCAAGGAGAGAGCAGCUCAACCUAUUAGCCUUGUGUCAAGAAAUAGCAGAGGACAUAGCUACAGACAGCAUGCUUCUAAAGAAAAUAGAAGAGGAGAAGCAAGCUGCAGCUGCAGCUAAAAGUGAAGGCAGCACAAAUGAAAGUCCACAUGUUAACAGUCAAGAGGAGCACCCAGGAGAUGUGGUGGCUCCAACUCCAGAAGGUGUAGAGGUGACCUCAACUUCAGUCACAUCCACUGAAGACAACACUGUAACCCAGACGUCUACCACAAAUGCAGAGGAGACAAAGGCUACAUCAGAGCCACCAAAACGGAGGUUCUUUACUUCACAAGUUAUUGUUCCACUCAAAGCUCACGAGAAAAAGAAACUUACUAGAUAUCAAAGAUUAAGACAAGUUGAGCUACAGAGAGAAAAAAUGUCAUGGGCUAGAGUGAAGAAGCUCAAGUCUGACCAAGCAAAUCAAAUGUUUUCGGAAAUGGACUGGCAGGCAUCAAUGUCCUUUUCCUCGUUUGGUGUGGAUCAUGCAGCCGCUGUAUCCGAGCCUGUAGCUAUUUUGUCUAAACCAUCUUCACCGGGCCUUUCAUCCCCCAACAAAUGCGCACCUAACACUGAGGAGCCUAAAGCUGAGAUUUCCAAGCCUGAAACACCUGUAAGCGAACCAGCCAAGGUGGAAAUGUCUCAAACUGGACCUGCAACAGAAGAAAAAGAUGAAGCUGAUAAAACAGAAUCUCCUCAAAAGGAAGACUCAAAAGCUGAACCUGCCAAACCUGAGCUUCGCAAGUCCUCUCGGAUCAGUAAAAUUGAAUCUUCAAAAGCUGCCUCUACGCCUGCACCAGCAACAAAAAGCAAAGCCACAUCUAAAAAGGUCCUUCCUGCUGUUCCACCUCCCAUGCCAAAUGGCCUUAAUAAUCAGAGUUUGAAGAUUGAGUAUAAGCCGUACAAACCCAGGCCCAAGUAUUCUCCUGAUGACUUUGAACUGGAUGACGACCCUAUUCCUCCUCCAAAAGCAUGUCCUCAGGCCAAGCCCACCAACCAGGUGACUCCUAAUGUUCAAUCAAGACCAGCUUCCCAGACCACAACCCUUUCAAAGCCCACUGUUUCAACACAACUUUCAAACCAAUUGAAGUCCAAAGUUCUGACACCUGCUGGACAGAUCUCAGAUCAGAUAAAGCCAGCCUCCAGUGCUGUGGCCAACCCUUCAGCAGCACAGGCACAGUCAAAAGGCACACAUGCAACUCCAUCGUCAUCAAAGCUCUUACCCACAAAUAAAGUGCUACAGAAAGCUCCUGCUUCAACAAACGCUCCAUCUAAAGUUGUUGUAGCGCCAAUGGUGGCUAAGCCAGCAGCCUCCUCACCCCAGGUUAUGGCCCCAAGUGCAACCUCGGAGAAGGAGACCAUUUUGUCUGUAAAUCAGCCUGCCACAUCUGAAACAACAACUGCUACUGCUCCUCCAGAUGAUGCAGCUGAUUCUGCCAAAUGCAAGGCACCAGAGGGUGUUCCUUUAGCAUCUGUUCUUCCUAAAGAAGACUCAAAUGACUCACAGUGUGAUGAAAACAAAGAAGUCACUCCAGUCCAGGAUAAGAUGGCCCCUGGUGUUCAGUUAGAGAAGACUGAAUCAGGAGAAGCAGACCUGAAUAAAGUCUCAAAACUCUGUCAAGAUCAAAACAUUGAGACUCCCAUGUCUGAUGCUAGUCUACAGAAAGAAAUAAAAAAACUAAAGGAAGCUGACAAAGAUGGCAUGCAGACUAUAAUUGAUGCAGGACAAAAGCAUUUUGGACCAGUGGCAUGCAGUGUGUGUGGGAUGCUCUACUCUGCUGCCAAUCCAGAGGAUGAAUCUCAACAUUUACUGUUUCAUAACCAGUUCAUUAGCGCUGUCAAAUAUGUGGGGUGGAAAAAGGAAAGGAUUUUAUCAGAGUUUCCUGAUGGAAAAAUAAUUCUUGUUCUGCCAGAUGAUCCAAAAUAUGCCCUGAAGAAGAUUGAGGAAAUCAGAGAGAUGGUGGACAAUGACCUUGGCUUCCAGCAGGUGGAGUCCAAGUGUCCCUCAAAGACUAAAACCUUCCUCUUCAUUUCUAAUGACAAGAAAGUUGCUGGGUGCCUCAUUGCCGAGCACAUUAACGAGGGCUACAGAGUGAUUGAAGAGCCUGCCCCGUCUGGUUCAGAGGGAGAGAAGGUGAUGUUUGAGAGACAGCGAGCGUGGUGCUGCUCUACUACUGCUGAGCCGGCCAUCUGUGGUAUCAGCCGGAUUUGGGUUGUCAGCACCAUGAGACGCCAGGGAAUUGCCUCGCGCAUGCUUGACUGCCUCAGGAACAACUUCAUAUAUGGUUCUAACCUGAGCAAGGAUGAGAUUGCUUUCUCUGAUCCUACUCCCGAUGGGAAACUUUUUGCCACACAUUAUUUUGGCACUUCUCAAUUUUUGGUUUAUAACUUUGUGAAUGGGACACCUGCAACACAGGCCAAAACUGAAAAAGUAUAACAGCUCUCAAUCAGGCAACUAUAGUUUUCACUGAGACGCUCACUGGAAAAUGGGACCGGACCUUUUAACAAUAUAACAAUUUAGUUUAUGUUUUUGAAGAUGGCAUAAUACUAUUUGUGGAGAAUAUUCAUUGGUUUGAUUCUCAGGAUGAAAACAACAAGACGUUGUUGAAACUAUUUUAAAUUCACCCUUUAAUCACACUCUUCAUAUUCGGGCAAAACGUUUCAAUCAACAAACAUUUUAGUAUAGUUUUAAUGCAUGAUGCCACAGCAAUAGAUUUUUUCCCCCAACAUAAUUAAAUGUAUAGAUUGUACUCACCAAUUGCAUCACAUAUGUGCAUACCUAUGACAUUUGUGUGUGUGUCAGUUUAUUUUAUCUCUUUUGAUCAUGUUUUGGAAUAUAACCACAGCUACAUAAUUCAUUUUCAGAUUUCUCAGAUUGGUCCUGUUUUAACAUUUCUUAUGUAAAGGAUACAGGAUUUUUUAAUAAUAUUUUUUGGGGGAUGAAAUUUUAAAACAAGUGGAAAUGUAGUGAUGUAAUGUAGGACUCUCACUGGGCAUUCAUUACGUGCUUUAAUUUCUUAUCCUGAAAUGUUCAGUUUUUGAUCUGAGCCAUAAACCGUAUAUCAUUUAGCAUGGCAUUGUAGCCUAACAUUAGUGACAUCCUAUGCUUCACUAAUGCUCUCUUUUGCUUUGUUUGUGCCUGAAUGAUUCAUGUGAUGUUUAUAAUUUUAUAUAUAUAUAUUUUUGAUUAGUUGUUUAGUUUUCUACCUAUAUGUUCCAAGCCAAGCAAUAUGGCAGUUACUU